Molecule: messenger RNA, 999 nt
Organism: Microdochium trichocladiopsis
Lineage: Eukaryota; Fungi; Ascomycota; Sordariomycetes; Xylariales; Microdochiaceae
Exons: 3
Coding region: 157-882 (241 amino acids)
Biological process (GO): mycotoxin biosynthetic process
Source: RefSeq, a predicted model, not a curated record
CGGGAGCAACAUCCUCGCCCACUCACUGGAGUGGAAUGCCGCGCCCUUUACUCUGAAGGUUCUCACUUGGGGAAAAGAUUAUGGUCAAAUAACCACAGACCUCAUUUUGUAAACACGUCCAAACACUCUCACAGCGUAGGCUAAGCACAUCUCUCCAUGAUGCCUUCACAACGCGCUAGUGUCAAGUACGUGCCCGUCUCAGAUGGGACCGACAUAGACAGCUUCGAGGAGGACAGUCAGACUGUAUUUGAUGAUACAGCAUCGACCUCAGCACUCCCGUCCAAACACGAAUCGCAGCCACGGAUAGGCCACACUGAAGCCAUUAGGCGGCCAUGGAUCAUAGCCAUAUUUCUGGUCUCAAUAUUAGCGACGGCUUUCAUUUCUGGCGUAGGGGGUUAUUAUUACGGUCGUGUAGCCGAGAAGGAACAGCACACUCUCGACUGGUUCUGCACAGUUGAUCACACCUUCCACUACCGCAAAGGCUUCGCACUGCCUCCAGGCGACGAAUCGCAGAAGUACUGGAACCUGAUCUUUCCCCGAGGUCGGGGUUUCAUUCAGCAUCCAACCAUCUCGCCCGAGCCUCACGGCCUUGCCGUGUACCACCAGCUUCACUGCCUCGACGCUAUCCGCCGAGGUUACUAUGCGGCAAAGGAUGGGGUCGAGCCAGACCACAACAGUCACGCGGCACCCGGCCACGUGCGGCACUGCAUCGACUACCUGCGCCAGUCACUCAUGUGCAACGCAGACACCAAUCUCGAGCCAAUUGACAUGCAGCUCGGCGGGGUCACUGGGUUCGGGAACGAGAGGAAGUGUAGAGACAUUGUGCGGAUCAUGAAGUUUGCUGAUAAGUGGCGGACGCAUAACCAGACCAUCAUUACUUAAAAUGUAGACGAGAUGGAUCACGCAAUCUGUUCACCUUCACAGAGAGCUUUUCAACUUAUUGUAUCAGUAUACUUUGAUGAACAAGUAUUUCAUUCUGAAAAAUACAAGAUUGACAAC